AUGGAUCCCAUGUUCACCACAACUGAUUUACAAUUGCCAAGCAAUUGGACCAACUCAUCAGGGGACAAUGGAACUGAUCAGGACUGGAACCAGUUUGUGCAACCAGUUUGGAGAAUUGUUCUAUGGGCAUUCGCCUACAGUUGCAUGGUUACUGUGUCUCUGGUGGGGAACGUCGUUGUAAUAUGGAUCAUUAUGGCGCACAAACGAAUGAGAACUGUGACCAACUAUUUUCUGUUGAACCUCGCGUUUGCUGAAGCGUCUAUGUCUGCCUUCAACACCGUUAUCAACUUCAUCUAUUCAGUGCACAACGAGUGGUACUUCGGGCUGAUGUACUGCCGCUUUCACAACUUCUUCCCCGUCGCUGCUGUCUUCGCUAGUAUCUACUCUAUGACUGCGAUAGCGGUGGACAGGUGAGUUCAGUUAGGGGAGACAUUUCAAUGCGUAGCUUCUUCUGUUUCACACUGAUCUAACACGUAAAUUUAGUCCAAGUGCUAAAUGUAUGUUUAUGGUCACAAUAAGUCAAACAGAACAAUAAUGCACUUUAAUAAUAAUCACGCACUUGAAUCCUGUCACCAAGUUAUUAGUAGCCUAAUAACUAAAUGAUGUUAUAGCAUAUUAGGAUUAAGAUAAUAACAUUUCUACAUAAACUACCAGUCAAAAGUUUGGACACAGCUACUCAUUCAAGGGUUUUUCUUAAUUUUUUACUAUUUUUUACAUUGUAGAAUAAUAGUGAAGACAUCAAAACUAUGAAAUAACACAUAUGGAAUCAUGUAGUAACCAAAAAAGUGUUAAACAAAUCAAAAUAUAUUUUAUAUUUGAGAUUCUUCAAAUAGCCACCCAAAUAGCCACCCUUUGCCUUGAUGACAGCUUUGCACACUCUUGGCAUUCUAUCAACCAGCUUCAUGAGGUAGUCACCUCAUGGACAAUGACCCAACACACCUCCAGGCUGUGUAAGGGCUAUUUGACCAAGAAGGAGCGUGAUGGAGUGCUGCAUCAGAUCCCCCGACCUCAACCCAAUUGAGAUGGUUUGGGAUGAGUCGGACGGCAGAGUGAAGGAAAAGCAGCCAACAAGUGCUCAGCAUAUGUGGGAACUCCUUCAAGACUGUUGGAAAAGCAUUCCAGGUGAAGCUGGUUGAGAGAAUGCCAAGAGUGUGCAAAGCUGUCAUCAAGGCAAAGAGUUGCUAUUUGAAGAAUCUCAAAUACAAAAUACAUUUUGAUUUGUUUAACACUUUUUGGGUUACUACAUGAUUCCAUAUGUGUUAUUUCAUAGUUUUGAUGUCUUCACUGUUAUUCUGUAGAAAAUGUAGAAAAUAGUACAAAUAAAGAAAAACCCUUGAAUGAAUAACUGUGUCCAAACUUUUGACUGGUACUGUAGGUUACAUAGACAUGUUAUAUAGCAAAACAUUUAUUAAUUCAAAAAAAUUGGUUCUGGAGUGAUGCUACUGCCACUGCUACUACUUCCAUCAUCAAAUCGAUCAAACCAACCAAUCAAUAUAUAUUUCAUUUGUGCACUGCAAUUCAAAAGGUUAUUUAGGGUAUGUCAAUCAGCAACUUCUAUAGAUAAUUUAAAUUAAUAAUAAUGUAUGUAGUAGAUGUGACUUAUGUAUGUGUUCAUGUUAUGUAUUGAUGUGAGGUGUUAGUUACUAUAUACACAAUACGUGUAUAUAGUAGGUCUGUAGCUGAUCUGUUCAGAGACACGUUCACAUAACACACACUGGGUGCUGUAUAUAUAUAUAUAUAUAUAUAUAUAUAUAUAUAUAUAUAUAUAUAUAUAUAUAUAUAUGUCUUCGGACAGGCAUAUAAACACUCUCUAUCAAUCAGCAUUUCAUCUCUCUGCACCCAGCCAAUCAACACCGGGCAAACCUGUAUGUGCUUGACUGACCUUGCAGCUUAACUGACCAAUAGAAUAGUCCCAAAACUGUAAACCCCAUACAUUUGGUACUCCAGACAGGCUAUAGCAAACGUUUUGUUUCAAGUUUCAAGUUUUAUUGUCACGUGCACGAGUACAGUGAAAUGCUUUUCUUGCAAGCUCUUUUCCCAACAAUACAGUAGUCAAUAUCAAUAUAUAGUACUAUAAAAUAAAGUAAAGUAGAACAAAAAACACAAGAAAUAGAAAUAAAAAGAACACGAGAAGUAAGUAAGCUAUAUACAGAGUCAGUUUGUCACGUUGUAUAAUGAUUAGAAGACAGGCGCAGGAAUACGUAUUAGGGGUUUUAUUACUCCACCCAACACAAACAUAUAUAUAUAUGCAAAAGGGAUGUAACCCAAACAAAGAGCGAGGUGUAACCUCUACACAGUACACGGGACGAGACCCGUAAACAACCGGAGCACAAUACACAGUACUCACGAGACCAACGGACAUGGGACAAUAAUCGACAAGGACAAUGGGGAACAGAGGGCACAUAUGAACACAUACUAAUCAGGGGGAAUGGGAACCAGGUGUGUGUAAUGAGACAAGACAGUCCGGGGUUGGUGGUAAUGAUCCAGGUCAGUGACGCCUAGAAAGCCGGUGACGUAGACCUCUGGAACUGGUGAACAGAAUGAGCAGCAGUACCGGGGGGAUCCGUGACACAGUUCCAAUACCAUAUUUAAAUUGUGCAGAAAUACUAAAGUGGUAGGGGUUGAUAUGUAUAAGGGUAAGGUGACUAGGCAUCAGGAGUAGCGUAUAUGAUGCUUGUAUGUGAGUGUGUGUGCGUGCGUGUGUGUAGAGUCAAAUUAAAUCAAAUGUUAUUCGUCACAUGCUUCGUAAACAACAGGUGUGGACUAACAGUGAAAUGCUUACUUACUGGUCCUUCCCAACAAUGCAGCGAGAAAGAAUUUAAAAAAAAAUAAUAGAAAAGUAAAACACGUAAUAAUACAAGUAAUAAUAGAUACACAAUAAGUAAAGAUAACUUGUCUAUAUACAAAGGGUACCACUACCGAGUUGAUUUGCAGGGGUAUGAGGUAAUUGAGGUAGAAAUGUACAUAUAACUAGGAAUAAAGUGACAGAUAGUAAACAGUAGCAGCAGCAUAUGUGAUGAGUCAAAAAGGGUCAAUGCAGAUAAUCCGGGUAGCUAUUUGGUUAACUAUUUAACUAGCUAUUUAGCAGUCUAAUGGCUUGGGGGUAGAAGCUGUUCAGGAUCCUGUUGGUUCCAGACUUUGUGCAUCGGUACCGCUUGCCGUGCAGUAGCAGAAAGAACAGUCUAUGACUUGGGUAGCUGGAGACACCACCUUGUAUAGAGAUCCUGGAUGUCACGGAGCUCAGCCCCAGUGAUGUAAUGGGCCAUACGCACUACCCUCUGUUGCGCCUUGCGGUCAGAUGCCAAGCAGUUGCCGUACUAAGUGGUGAUGCAGCCAGUCAUGAUGCUCUCAACGGUGCAGCUGUGUAGCUUUAGAGGAUCUGAGGGCCCAUGCCACAUUUUUUCAGCCUCUUGAGGGGAAAGAGGCGUUGUCGUGCCUUGGUCUUACGGAUGUUGAGGGAGAGGUUGUCCUGGCACCACACUUCCAGAUCACUGACCUCCUCCCUGUAGGCUGUCUCAUCGUCGCUGGUGAUCAGUCCUACCACCGUUGUGUCGUCAGCAAACUUGAUGUUGGAGUCGUGCGUGGCCACACAGUCGUGGUUGAACAGGGAAUAUGGAGGGGACUAAGCACACACCCCUGUGGGGCGUCUGUGUUGAGGGUCAGCGUGGCGGAGGUGAUGUUGCCUACCCUCACCACCCGUCAGGAAGUCCAGGAUCCAGUUGCAGAGAGAGGUGUUCAGUCCCAGGGUCCCAAGCUUGGUGACAAGCUUGGAGGGGACUAUGGUGUUGAACACUGAGCUGUAGUCAAUGAACAGCAUUCUCACAUAGGUAUUCCUCUUAUCUAGGUGGGUGAAGGCAGUGUGGAGUGCAAUUGAGAUUGCAUCAUCUAUGGAUAUGUUGGGGCAGUAGGCAAAUUGUAGUGGUUCUAGUGUGUCUGGGAUUAUGGAGGUAAUGUGUGCCAUAAAUUCAAAGCACUUGGGAAUAGGAAGGAUGGUGGUCAGUUUGAGACGUGUGGAUUAGAGACUGAGACAAGGAGAGGUUGAAAAUGAUGCCUGCGCAUCCUCUGAGAACAUGCCCUGGAAUACUGUCCGGCUCCGCGGCCUUGCGAGUGUUGACCUGCUUAAAAACCAUACUCACGUUGGCCUCAGAGAGCGAGAUCACCCUGUCAAAGUGUGCAUAAAAUACAUUGAGUUGGUCUGGUAGAGAGGCAUCGUUGGGCAGGUCAUGGCUGGGUCUUCCUUUCUAAUCCGUAAUGGAGUGUUGCCCCUGCCACAUGUGGCGGGUGGCAGAGCCUAUGUAAUAGGAUUCCACCUUGUUCUUUCAUUGUCCUUUAGCUUGUUUGAUGGCUCUGGGGAGGUCGUAGUGGGACUUCUUGUACUUAUUCUUGUCCUCAGCCGUAGCCUCGAGGUUGGCUGUGAUAACCCUGUGUGUGGUAGCUCUCUCCUUUAGCUUAGCUUCAACUUCUGUGUUAAUCCAGGGCUUUUGAUUGGGGAAGCAGCGAACCUUCACUGUUGGGACAACGUUGGCAAUGCAGUUCCUAAUGAAGCUGGUGACGGAGAUGGUUAGCUCGUUGAUGCGCUAGCAAAGCAGUCCUGUAGCAUAGCCUCCGAUUCGGAGGACCAUUUCUCAACGGAGCGCAUCAUGGGUACUUCCUGUUUGAGCUACUGCUUGUAGACAGGAAUCAGGAGAAUAUAGUCAUGAUCUGAUUUGCCGAAGGGGGGACAAGGGAGGGCCUUAUAUGCUUUCUUAUGGGUAGUGUAACAGUGGUCUCAGACUUUAUCACCCCUUGUGGCGAAGGAGACGUGUUGAUGGAAGUUGGGCAUCACGUGUCUUAAUGACACCGGUAACAAGAAAAGCAGACUUCGGGUGCAUCAUUUCCUGCUUGUUUAUAGACUCAUACAGAUCGUUAAGUGCCAGCUUGUUGUUAUUUUUGUCCUGACGUGGAAUGUAUAAAACAGUCACAAUAACAGCAGAAAACAAUCUUGAGAUGUAGAAGGGUCGGCAUUUGACCAUCAGGUAUACCAAGACGGGUGAACAAUGGGUCGAGACAUCCACUGCGUUAGAUUCGGCACACCAUUUGCUGUUGAUGAAAAGGCAUACCCCUCCCCCUCUCGAUUUCCCUGAAUCCAAUGUCCUGUCUGCUUGGUGAACGGAAAAUCAAUCGAGUUGGAUAGCCAUCGGGGGUAUCUUGUCCAAAAGCCAUGUUUCAUAUUUACUUUUUGAAAUAAGUAUUUGAACCCAGGUCUGCCACCAGGGCCCAUCUCCUCCCAUCUGUUGAUGGGGAUAUUAUGCAAGGGUGAAGGUCAGCAAUUGUGUUGGCACCUCUGCAGAAAGACUCCAUACCAUGGGGAGCUCUCCAUGAGACGAGAGCACCCUGACGGGAGAAUCUUCCUUUUACUUUAUUGCAUUAUUCAUCAUAUUGUAGGGGGCUUUGAUGGUUUAGAUGUUAUUGCCGGAUCAUUGGAUUUGUGCCUCUCUAAUUAAUUCAUACCAUCUUCCAGUGUUGUCUACUAUUGUUCACAACAAAGCCAGGAAUAACAGAGAAAGAAAGUGAGGUGCGAAACAGCUGUGACAGAAAUUGAGACAAAGAGCGAGGCUGCAGACACUCUGGGGCAAAUAGUAGCUACAGAAAACAGAUCGAAUUUCCUGUUGGAAAAUAACAAAAGGAUUCCCAAAACAGUGAUUCCAUGGUGUAGUAGGGGUAUGAAAAUACAAAUAAAGACAGUGGUUGUGUGUUUGUUGUUUGUUCAUGUGGACAUACAGUAUGUAAAUAUAUGCAUUUGUAUUACAUUGGUGAAAAGCAAACAAGCUGGUAUCAGUCACCAGUAUUUAACCCACACUAGCCUCAUAAACCAGGCCUCUAUAGAUCCUACUGUAUAUACUGUAGGCCUCUCCAAGUAUUGUUGUCAGACACACCACUAAACUAAACUCAUACCAUGGAGAAGCAGCAUUGCAAGUCUCAAUUGAAACAAGAUACAAGUUUCCUAGCCGUGUAGUAAUGGAACAAGCCUAGGAUAGCAGAUAGUCAAAAUGUUGCAGAUAGUUGUGUUGGACUACAGGGAGUGUUUUGAAAUCAAAUAUAUUCUCUUCCCCCAGUUGGUUAUUGGCAGAAAGUCCAAUUAGCAGAUUAAAUGGGGCUAUUAGGUGGAUUAAGAUGUUGAUUAGAUCUCCCAGUAUAACCCCUAGAGUAUAAGCCUCUAGAUAGCAAUAUCUACUAAGCUAACAGAUGGAAAUUGUUUUGAGAUGGUCAUACCAUAGACCAUCUAGCUAGUUGAUUUAGAAUUUUAGGACCCCUGUAGGUAUCAGCAAAAAAUCCGUUUUUUAUUAUUGAUGAAACAUUGAAUUAGGCCUUACUGCUAUUAGCCCAUAGAAACGCAUUGAAUAACACAUUCAUACAGAGAGCUUAUGUGAAAGAGCACAGUUAGAAAGAUAUGGCAUAUAGAAGCAAACCGGAUGGACAUCAUAAAUGCAUAUUGUAUGUAUAAGCUGGAAGUAGAAGCCUAAGCAUUGUUGUUCACUAGUUUACUCCAAUUAGGGAAUGGGUGGUGGGGUUGGAAAGUACUAAAGGGAAAUAUAUAUUUUUUAAAUGAUAUGUAUGUGUAUAUAUGGGGGAUUGGAAGUGAUGCAGACAAUUACAUUGACGGAAGUUACAAUCUAUCUGCAAUAUUAAAGCUGAUCUAACCAAAACAAACAUUCAUACAUGGCAAAAACAGACAUGGCAAAACCGGUCUCUGACAUUGCUCAUUCUGAUAUUUCUUAAUUUUUCUGGAUUAUGUGUGUAUUGUUUUUAUUAUUAAUAUUGCUAGGUAUUACUGUACUGCUAGAAACACAAGCAUUUGCUGCACCUGUGAUAAUAUCUGCAAAUCUGUGUACGCGACCAAUAAACGUUAAUUUGAUUGGAUUUAAAAUAGUCCAGAAAUAAAUCAAUAGGAAGUAUGUUUUGAAGUAUGUUUCCUGUAUUUUAGAGAUAUGGGAAAGCUCAGGGACAUUUUUUGUUGUUGAAAGACCCUAUUCACUUCCAGUCACUGGAUGACCUUCGGACCAGUACUGUGAGGCUUGUGUCUCUGCUUUUCAGAACUGGGUCCAACUCGUUUCUAGCUCAAACUAUUCCGACUUUACAGACGUUUUUGUGAGAACACCUGUACAGAGUUGGUACGCCGAAGAGACCGAUUUCAGACUAAUUUUGUGAAGCUUUUGGCCGUCGUAGAGCAAAAUGGAUGAGACGUUCGUAUUCGUGAGAGUCUCUGCUUUCAAAAUAGUCACUAGCUCAAACCGUUUGGACUUCACAGACGUUUUCAUGAAAAUACCUGUCUCCUGGUCUCACAAACACCAUUGUAAGUCUGUCGUUUUCCACUGCAGAGCCGAACGGACGACACCGGCGCAUGCAGUGGUUUGAGACGCGCAGCCCAUGCAAAACCCCGAAAGCCCCGAAAGAACAAUGAAAAAAAUCUGUGGAACUGGCUUCGAGGUCCAGAGUUGAGUUUGAGGAUAAGGAAUAGGGUGCCAUUUGGGACAUAAACUAAGAUAUUCAUGCACUUAGUAUGUGCUCCGACUGAAAUUAAGUGCUGCAUGAUUAUCGAUCUAAGAGAGAAUGAUACUAAAGUAGUGAUGAGAAUAAAUACUUUGACUUCAAAGCAUUCUGAAGGGCCUCUUUUCAUUUCAAAGGUCUGAUACUGUCUGGUUUAAUUAUUCUGUUGGUAUGAUUAAAAGGAGACCAAUUUACAGUAUGAUUUCCUCUUAUCAGAAAAAUGUAUUCACAGGAUGAUGAUAAGCUUUUACUCUGUCAAUGGCAGACGUAGUCUAUGAGUCAAACUAAAAUUGUAACAUGCACAUUGCAUUGUUGGAGACCCUGAAAAUGUUUUAUCAAUACCUUCAGUGUGUGUGUGUGUGUUUGUGUGCUUGUAGAUCUUCCCAUUGUAUCUUCCCCCAGGACUGAACAUGUGUUUGCCCCUGCUGCCUCUCCUCUCCUCCUAGGUACAUGGCCAUCAUCCACCCCCUGCAGCAGCGCAUGUCAUCCACAGAGACCAAGGUGAUCGUGGGGGUGAUCUGGGUGCUGGCUCUGCUUCUGGCCUUCCCUCAGUACUACUACUCAGUGACCGAGGAGCUGCCUGGACGAAUCAUCUGCUACAUCGAGUGGCCCGAAUACACAGGCUGCGACUACAAAAUUAUGUGA
This is a messenger RNA of Coregonus sp. 'balchen', 8172 nucleotides long. Lineage: Eukaryota; Metazoa; Chordata; Actinopteri; Salmoniformes; Salmonidae. The record is from the annotation of a GenBank genome assembly.